Messenger RNA from Triticum aestivum (bread wheat), 2264 nucleotides. RefSeq lists its product as uncharacterized. Lineage: Eukaryota; Viridiplantae; Streptophyta; Magnoliopsida; Poales; Poaceae. The coding region runs from base 111 to 689 and encodes 192 amino acids. The transcript is spliced from 4 exons. The record is from RefSeq and is a predicted model, not a curated record.
CCAACGGCGUCGUGCCCUCCAGGAGGCUCAACUCUGAAGGCCACCGCCGAUGGUAGGGCGUGCCCGGCCGCACGCUGGAGUCCAUCCUCGAGUACGUCGAAGGCGGCAACAUGCCCAGGCUGGAGUACCCUGCUACACCGUCCUCCCGCCGGCGUGGGAGCUCGUGGACGCCGAGGCGCAUGGACCCGGGGGCCUCCUCCUCCUCCGGCCGCUCGACCGGCUCUCCCUGCCUCCGCCCCGUGAAGCCGGAGCCCCAGGACACGCUGGUCAGCCACCGCACCCGCAGCGCUGACGUCCGCAUCGCCGACCCCUCCCCCACCUCUGGACGCCUCGUCCUCGUCAGGCCGAAGGCGGAGCCCGGCCUCCCCGUGGAGUACGAGGCCAUAGCCCGGCGCGGCUUCUCCGACGAGGAGGCCCUAAAGUGGGCGCGGGACGACUACCUCCGCGACGAGAUGGUCCGGCAGUGCCGAGACCUGGAAGAGGUAGCCGCCCGCAGGAGUGGGCGCGAGGACGAGCACGGCGUGGUGAUCCUCGACAGCGACGACGACGAGGACGCCCCCGGAUCGUCCAACCCGCCGCGCCAAUCUGGGGAGGGGUGCAACAGGGACGGCGGCCGCGGAGGAGGCGACAACGACGACGAUGACGGCGACGGCGACUACACGCAGUUCUACAGGCGCCUCGGCAUGUAGAGCUUCAAGGGCGCGCGGGCGGCGAGGAGCGGCGAGGGCGACGGCGGGCCUAGUAGCGUAUUUUUUUCUCCUCUGUAAAAUAUUUUAUGAACUCGCCGAAGUUUGGUUGAAUUUAGCCGUGUUUUAAACGAACUCGCCGAACAUUUUCUUUUUUUAAGAAAAAUUAGGCGCGCCUGGGGGCGGCCCUGGGGCCGGCGAUUGGGGACCAACUCGCCCCAGGCCGGUUUUUUGUGUCGGCUCACCCCUGGGCGGCGAUUUUAGGUGCCUCCUGGGGUGCCAACGGCUGGAGAUGCUCUAAGUAGGUAAGUUUGAGGUUCAGUAUCUGGUAGGGCUCCUGCAGUUUUUGGUCGUUUGGUUCUAGUUGUAAGUUCUUUUAUCCUUUUCUCUCUUAAUAUUACACAUGCAUCCUCCUGCAUGAUUCGAGAAAAAAAGACUAAAUAUCCUUUUCUGGGUUUAUCCAAAUGCACAAACAUAAGUUAACAAAAGGUUUUUUCAUCAAAAAACUACGGGACUGCUAAUUUUCAUCCGGAUGAAAAUUAUUGGCGUUCAUCCGAUUUGUGAGCUGUCCGAUCUGUGUCCUGAGAUUCGUCUGAUCUCUCGCUACCACACGGCCUUCCUCUCGUUCCCUUGUCAUUCCCAGCACGCAACCAGAACAGAGUCCAGAGAGAGAUUCAUGGCGACCCGGUGGUUCCCUAUCCGCUCGAUUCGCUAGGGUGUGGUCAGGCGUCCGGCGUUCGCCCUCCGGCUGCUUCACUCCCGUCCGGCCGCCAACCCCCUCCUGCUCCCCCGCUGUCCGCGCCGUUGGUCUGCAGCAUCUCUCGACCGCCGCACCCACCCACGGCCUCUAUUUCUACCCCGGCGACUUCGCUAGUCUUCGUGAUUCGGGGAUUUCUUCACUCUAAUUCUCAGUGGGUUUCCACUAUAAUUCCACUUAUUAGCUGUAAUUCCAAUUGGAUUUACAGUGUAAAUCAAGUUGCACUGAUAUUGUCAGUGGGUUUAGUGUAAUUGACGUUACUGGGGUCAAAUAGCAAGAGAAUUAAGUUGGUCAUUUUGGCUUCAUCUUACAUGAAGGAGUGCAUCUUCAUCUUGCUGACUCUGUGAAGUAGGAGAGGGAACUGUUCACAGGGAGGUAGAGAAGAUUGACAGGAGAGGAUCUCUUACAUGUGCAUCCAUGAUUUUCUCAAGGUUUGCCCUCUGGAUAUUGGAGGAAUCCCCCCUGUGAUUUCUUCUUUGAUGGGGUGGACAAGCACAUCGACACAUUCAGGGGACAGGAACAAAACGGAGGACAUGUGACACUUGUUAAACUCCGUGUUGCCAAAAAAUAUGACUGAAAACUAAUUGGAUUUCAGAAGAGGAUUUUUGCAGUGUCACUUUAAUGCAUCUUUCACUAUAAUUCUCAGUGGGCAUGAUAGAAAUUACUGUGUUUUUUAGUGAAUUUUACACUGUAUUUGUCAAUGUGUUUUUAGGUGACAUCAUCUUGGUGUUUUUCCUCCCUUUGUUAGCCUAGUGAUCACGGAAAAGCUUUGGGUGUAUCGUUGUGGUUCUUUCAAUUCCUCUUCUGGCUGUUGUUCUGUC